Molecule: messenger RNA, 3012 nt
Organism: Gracilinanus agilis (Agile Gracile Mouse Opossum)
Lineage: Eukaryota; Metazoa; Chordata; Mammalia; Didelphimorphia; Didelphidae
Gene: MINDY2
Product: MINDY lysine 48 deubiquitinase 2
Exons: 9
Coding region: 90-1931 (613 amino acids)
Biological process (GO): protein K48-linked deubiquitination
Cellular component (GO): cytosol; cell periphery
Molecular function (GO): cysteine-type carboxypeptidase activity; K48-linked deubiquitinase activity; cysteine-type deubiquitinase activity
Source: RefSeq, a predicted model, not a curated record
AGCCGCCUGUGCCGCUGUCAUGGCGUCUACGCCUCUGUCUGAAGAGAAGCUGCCAAGAUUUAGAUAGAGUCGGGAGCUGGCGGCUCGGCAUGGAGAACAGCCCCGAGAGCCGGCAGCUGCUAGGACACGGGGCGGAGACGGCCGCAGCGCCGGCCGCAAGGACGGUUUUUCUUGAGGGAGAGGCAGAAGAAAACAAGAUCAGUACCGGGCACAGCCCAGCAGAGCCUAGCACCGCCCGCGAUGGACAGGGGGCGGCGGCGGGCCCUGGGAACCGCCCGCAAACGCAUUCUCCCGGGGUCACCGCUCCCGGAACCGCCGGCUCCCAGCCGGAGUUGGAGCAGAAGCACAAUGGAGAAACCCCCGCGGCCUUGGAGGCGGCUCCGAGAGGACAGCACAAGGUGACCGCUGCCUCGGAGAAAGCCGAGGCCGGAGAAGGAGCGGCUCCCGCGGGGACAGAUCCGCCAGCGGCGGCGGGGGAUGCGGGUGGCGGCCUGAGCAGUAGCAGCCCCAGCAGCAGCAGUCCCAGCAGCAGCACCGUCCCGAGCCCUCCCGGGGAAUCGCCGAGCCUGGAUUCCCUGGAGUCGUUCUCCAAUUUACAUUCUUGUCCCAGCAGCUCUGAAUUCUGCAGUGAAGACGGGCCUGAGCUCAAGGGCCCGGAGGAGGAGGAGACCGAGUCGGGAGGAGCUGCCCCUCUCUGUAAAGAGGAAGGAGAGGCCGUCCAGGUGCUGUUGGCCUCUAAGGAACGCUUCCCGGGACAGUCUGUGUAUCACAUCAAGUGGAUCCAGUGGAAGGAAGAGAACACGCCCAUUAUCACCCAGAAUGAAAACGGACCCUGCCCUUUGCUGGCCAUCCUCAAUGUAUUGUUCCUGGCGUGGAAGAUAAAACUGCCACCAAUGAUGGAAAUCAUAACUGCUGAACAACUGAUGGAAUAUUUAGGAGAUUACAUCCUUGAUGCAAAACCAAAAGAAAUUUCAGAAAUUCAACGUCUAAACUAUGAGCAGAAUAUGAGUGAUGCUAUGGCAAUUCUACACAAAUUACAGACAGGUCUGGAUGUAAAUGUGAAAUUCACUGGUGUCCGAACAUUUGAAUAUACUCCUGAGUGCAUUGUGUUUGAUCUUCUUGAUAUUCCAUUGUACCAUGGAUGGUUAGUGGACCCUCAGAUGACCGACAUUGUGAAAGCAGUUGGUAAUUGCAGCUAUAACCAGUUGGUGGAGAAGAUAAUUUCCUGUAAGCAAUCUGAAAACAGUGAGCUGGUUAGUGAAGGCUUUGUAGCUGAGCAGUUUCUAAAUAAUACAGCCACUCAACUGACAUAUCAUGGAUUAUGUGAACUUACGUCAGCAGUUCAGGAAGGAGAACUUUGUGUAUUCUUUCGGAACAAUCAUUUUAGCACCAUGACCAAAUACAAGGGUCAACUAUAUUUGCUGGUAACAGAUCAGGGCUUUCUUACUGAAGAAAAAGUUGUUUGGGAAAGUCUACACAAUGUAGAUGGUGAUGGAAAUUUCUGCGACUCAGAAUUUCAUCUGAGGCCUCCCUCAGAUCCAGAAACUGUCUAUAGAGGACAACAAGAUCAAAUUGAUCAGGACUAUCUUAUGGCCCUGUCUCUACAACAAGAACAACAGAGCCAAGAGAUCAACUGGGAACAAAUUCCAGAAGGAAUCAGUGAUCUGGAGCUAGCCAAGAAACUCCAAGAGGAAGAAGAUAGGCGAGCCUCUCAAUAUUAUCAGGAACAAGAGCAGGCAGCGGCAGCAGCAGCAGCGGCAGCUGCCGCUGCUGCUGCUGCUGCUGCACAAGCUCAGCAAGGCCAGCCAGCACAAGUAACUGCCUCUUCAUUAAGUGGAAGACAAUCUGGGAGUAAUGAACGUAAACGCAAAGAACCUCGAGAAAAAGACAAAGAAAAGGAAAAGGAGAAAAAUAGUUGUGUCAUUCUGUAACAGGUGUUAAUUCUAUUGGAGCCAAGUACUUGCCCUGAGAAACAAAACCAUGGGAUAGAAGGAAGAAAAACUGUUCCAUACCGUCUGUGCCUGAUUACCCAAUGGAUUUUGUUCAUGUUUUAAAAGGAGAAGUUGCUACUUAGUUACAAUCAGACUCUGAGAGUUGCACAAUGCACUCAUUGUGAGCUGGAAUUCCUUGUUACAAGUUGGAAGAAUCUGUAUCGUCGAUCACGAAAAAUACCGCACUUUGUAGCUGAAUGCAAAUCACAGCAAGUUUUGUCAUAGUGACAUUUAUUUCUUAUCAGCUAGUAAGCUAUCUCGUCUUCUGUUCUAACAAUUAAAGGAGAUAAUUGGUUUUAUCAGGUUCCUUCCUGAAAUCAAAAUAUUAACAUCAUCAUUUAAAAAUUAAUUUUCCCUCAUGUUUUAUUUAUGACCAGACCUGGAUAAAAGCAUAAUUGCCUGUAAGAAGCUAGGUAUAUCAUUUCUUAAGUGCUCAGUGCUUUAAAUAUUGGAAUUUUUUUUUCAAACCUACAUUAUGUAUUGGUACAUUGCUGCCAUUGCCCUAUAAAUACCUGAACAUGUUCAUUUUAAUUACAGGCUUUUUGAGAAUUAAGAAUGGAGCCUCAUUUGAUUAAGAUGAGAUGAGGGUAGCCAAAAUGAAGAUCUAUAUUCCUUUUUCCCCACAAUAGACAACUGGGUGUAAUAUUAAUACUCAGCUUGUCAGGAUAGAUAUAAAUGACUUUAUAAUUCUAUGGAAGUUAUUUGGUUUGGUUUGACUUAGCAUUCAUUAUUAUAGGUAAAUUGGACCACACAAUUCCUAUUUAUUGACUACAUGAUAAGCAACUAGUGGGAGGAAACUAGAAUGUAUAAUAAUAGUCUUGUAGAAAUGCAAAUGUAGGAAACCAGAAUUAACUAAAUAUCUGCCUUUUUUCAUAAAUACCUUGAACCUUAACACUAAUAUUAUGUCCACUUGCCCAAUUAAGCAAGUAAAUAUAAAUAUUUUUUUAAAAUCAUGAAUAAAUAAAAGCACACUUCAGAAUGGAAUUUUGAGAGGUCCAGAUACUCUCUUAGUCUGGUAGAA